CUCUCCUCUUUCCGUUAUUCCUUCUUGAAAAUUGAUUAAUCUCCUGUUGUACACAAAAUCGGACCUAGGGUUUGCAUGGUCAUUCUUCCAUUCCAUUUUACAGUAGUGAUCUAAAUCAACAUUCGAAGUUUUUUUAUAAUUGGAUAUUCAUUCUUUGUCGAUUUCGCAACUUGCUCUGAACUUGCGAGUCCAGCAACAGGUCGAAUUCCCGUAGCAAUGGAUCAAUCCAGCAAUAAUGUCGUUGGAGUUGAUAAUACUUUUCGGAAGAAGUUCGACAAAGAAGAGUAUCUGCAGCGUGCUCGUGAACGCGAAGAGAAGGAGGCGGAUGGUCGGAAAUCUAAGUCAAGAGGACCUCCAGUGCAAAGGAAGCCCUUGAAACCAAGAGAUUAUCAAGUGGACCUCGAAUCUCGUUUGGGAAAGACUCAGGUGGUUACUCCAAUUGCACCAUUAAGUCAGCAGGCUGGAUAUUAUUGCCCAGUAUGUGAAUGUGUGGUGAAGGAUUCUGCGAACUACUUAGACCAUAUCAAUGGGAAGAAACAUCAACGAGCUUUGGGUAUGUCUAUGCGGGUAGAAAGAUCCUCUUUAGAACAGGUCCAACAACGAUUUGAGGCAUCCAAGAAGCAUAAAGAUACAGGAAGCUUUACUGUGCAAGAUUUUGAGGAGCGAUUGUUGAAACAACAGCAGGAAGAGGAAGAAAGGAAACGUCAACGUCGAGAAAAGAAGAAAGAGAAGAAGAAAGAGAAGGCUGCAGAGGAGGAACCUGAAAUAGACCCUGAAGUUGCAACUAUGAUGGGAUUUGGGGGUUUUGGAACUUCAAAAAAGUGAUCACUUUGGCCAUCGAUCUCUCGCGAGAAUAGCUUGGACUGGAUAAUCUGCCAGAGGCGUGUGCUUUAUUUUGGAAUGGUCUAAAAUGUGAGAAAUUCCAUUUUAAGUAGUAGCCAAGCAGUUGAGGUUUGUCAAAUCUCAUGUUUGUCAAUCCAGCCUCCAGAAUUUUCUCAAUGAAUGAUUGUACCACUGGUUUGGAGUAUAGAUGGCAUCUCCAAUUGUUCCUUGCUGAUUGAAGAGUCCUAAAUCGCUCUGCACCACUGUCAUCCACAAUGCAGAUUAUUUUCAUAUGCUUAAAAGAAAUACUCUUACUUUGGGUUUAAAUCCAGGUAAUGAAGAACAUCAAGAAGGUUUGAAAGUUCUCGACAAGAACGUAAACUGUGGUUCAAUGAGUGGUUGAAAGGGACGGAGCCAGAAGCACGUUAACGAGUUCGGCCGAACCCAGUAGCUUUUGCUCAAAUACUGUAUUUGUGUUAAGAAAUUUAUUAAAAAUGUACAAAUAUUGAAUUUAGAACCCAGUCAUGAAGUUGUCAUUCUAUAAUCCGGAACCCAUAAAGUUGAAUGGAUAAUUUUUUUUAACUUUUC
Nicotiana tabacum (common tobacco) is the source of this 1410-nucleotide messenger RNA. NCBI's taxonomy places the organism in Eukaryota, Viridiplantae, Streptophyta, Magnoliopsida, Solanales, Solanaceae. The record is from RefSeq and is a predicted model, not a curated record.